Musca vetustissima is the source of this 264-nucleotide messenger RNA. RefSeq names its product protein NCBP2AS2 homolog. The transcript is spliced from 2 exons. Lineage: Eukaryota; Metazoa; Arthropoda; Insecta; Diptera; Muscidae. The record is from RefSeq and is a predicted model, not a curated record. Bases 10 to 264 code for a protein of 84 amino acids.
CCCGCCAACAUGGUGUUUCGUAUCCUAAUGCGCUAUUUAGCCAAUAAUGAACAGCUUAUAAAUCGUAUGGCCGAAAGUUAUCCAAUGCGUCGUGCAGCACAAAUUGUUGUCUCCCUCAUGUAUCGGGCCAAGGAUUUGGCACAUGAAACAAAAUUACAUGAAAUGUCACCGGAUCGUUUUAAAUCAUUUAUGAACCUUUUCAAAGAUAAUGUGAAAAAAGAAAUCGAAGGUGUCAAGGAUGAAAUUAAAAAGAAGAAAUUUUAG